AUGGGCUCCCUGGCCACCGCGGACGAGCCGUCAUUGCCGCCGCUCAAGUACCCUCAGGCUCGCCGGGACGACGACAUUGUCGACGACUACCAUGGCGUCCUUGUGCCGGACCCCUACAGAUGGCAUCUCUCAAGCUCCUCUAGCGUGAGUUCUCCGCACAAGUGGUUGGGCCACCUACCAAAAAUAGGUGAAAAAGAAGACCAGAUCGGGGGAAGGUUUCCCUCUAUGGGCUGGGAGGCCGAGGAUGGAGGAGCUGGAUUCGAAGGAGGUGAAGGAGUUCGUGGACGCGCAGGCGGCCGUGGCCAGCGCCGUGCUGUCCACCUGCGACCACCGCGGGCGCCUGCGCGGUCAGCUCACCGCGCUGGCGCGCUCUUCGACCACCCGCGCUUCCGCGCGCCCUUCAAGCGCCGGGGCAGCUACUUCUACUUCCACAUCCCGGGCCUCCGUCCGCACAGCGCCCUCUACGUGCAGCGCGGGCUGGGCGGCGAGCCCGACGUGCUCCUGGACCCCAACACGUUCAACGAGGACGGCACGGUGUCGCUCGGCAUGGUCGGCGUGAGCGACGACGGCGAGCACCUGGCCUACGGCACCAGCGCCAGCGGCAGCGACUGGGUCACCAUCAGGGUCAUGCGCGUGCGCGACAAGGAGCACCUGCCCGAUACGCUGUCCUGGGUGAAAUUCUCGCGCAUCGCGUGGACUCGUGACGGCCGAGGUUUCUUCUACUCGCGUUUUCCGGCUCCAAGGGAAGGUGGUGGAGCGAUGGAUUCUGGGAUCAAGACUGACGUCAAUCUCAACCACGAAGUCUACUACCAUUUUCUUGGAACAGAGCAGUCACAGGACGUGUUGUGCUGGAGAGACCCUGACCAUCCCAAGUACAUAUACGUCCCUGAAGUCACAGAAGACGGCAAGUACGUGAUCCUUUCAGUUUCGGAAACGUCAGAGCCGGUGAACAAGCUCUACUACUGCGACCUCUCAGCUCUAGCUCACGGGCUGGGCGGCACGAAGAGCACCCAUGGCAACGGCAUGCUCCCCUUCGUCAAGCUCGUGGACAGAUUCGAGGCCUACUACGGACUCAUCGCCAACAACGGCACCGAGUUCACGUUCCUCACAAACAAGAACGCUCCAAGGUACAAACUGGCGAGGGUCGACGUCGACGACGAACCCGAGUCGUGGACCGACGUCGUUCCUGAACACGAGAAGGCAGUCCUGGAAUCGGCAUGCGCCGUCCAUGGCCACAAGCUGUUGGUGAACUACCUGUCGGAUGUCAAGUACGUCCUGCAGAUGAGGAGCUUGGUCACUGGGGAGUUGCUUCAUGACAUACCCAUCGACAUUGGCACUGUUAACGGGAUCUCCGGCAGACGAUCCGACUCCGAGGUGUUCAUCGAGUGCGAUGUCAGCGCUGAGAUCCCAGAGAUGGACGUAUACAGAGAAAUCUCAGUUCCGGGCUUCGAUCGAAACGAGUUUGAAGCAAAGCAGGUAUUUUAUCCGAGUAAGGAUGGAACCAAGAUCCCAAUGUUCAUCGUAUCCAAGAAGGGCAUGGACCUGGACGGCUCACACCCAGCGUUACUGUUCGGCUACGGCGGUUUCGCCAUGAGCAUGACGCCGCAAUUCAGCGUCACCCGCGUGGUCCUCAUGAGGAACCUGGGGUUCGUGACGUGCGUCGCCAACAUCAGGGGCGGCGGGGAGUACGGCGAGGACUGGCACAGGGCCGGGUCGCUCGCCAACAAGCAGAACUGCUUCGACGACUUCAUCGCCGCCGGCGAGUUCCUCGUCUCCGCGGGCUACACCAGCCCGGCGAGGCUGUGCAUCGAGGGCGGCAGCAACGGGGGGCUCAUGGUAGCUGCCUGCAUGAACCAGCGUCCUGAUCUGUUUGGCUGUGCCCUGGCCCAUGUGGGAGUGAUGGACAUGCUACGGUUCCACAAGUUCACCAUAGGUCGUGCAUGGACUUGCGACUUCGGGUGUUCGGAGAACGAGGAAGAGUUCCACUGGCUUAUCAAGUACUCUCCCCUCCACAACGUGCGGCGGCGGGAGAAGGAGAAGUGGGCGGCAGCGGCUGCCAGCGGCGCCUUGGGCGGCCAGUACCCUCCAACCAUGCUGCUGACGGCGGACCACGACGACCGCGUCGUGCCGUCGCACACGCUCAAGUUCCUCGCGACGAUGCAGCACGUCCUGCGCGCGGGCGCGGAGGGCAGCCCGCAGACGAACCCCAUCAUCGCCCGGAUCGAGCGCAACAGCAGCCACUGCUGUGGCCGCUCCACGCAGAAGAUCAUCGACGAGGCUGCGGAUCGAUACGCGUUCGCGGCGAAGGUGAUGGGAGUCCCUUGGAUCGAUUGA
Molecule: messenger RNA, 2334 nt
Organism: Miscanthus lutarioriparius
Lineage: Eukaryota; Viridiplantae; Streptophyta; Magnoliopsida; Poales; Poaceae
Source: the annotation of a GenBank genome assembly